UUCACUUCUGACUGACGGUGUGAUGAUGGCACUGCAGCUACAGAUUUUCUUUCUAGUCCUUGUUGUGAGGGGCAUGGCAGGGGCUUUGGAAACAAGUCACAUAAGCGUGAUGGAGGGGCAGACACUAAUUAUCAGCUGUUCAAUUCAUGAUGCCAGUUUCACGCAUCUAGAAUGGAAAAAUCCACAUGGCUUUGUGAUAUUCUUCAACAGCCAUAGAGGUAUCCGAGACAAACGCUACAGUCUUGUCAACUCUUCCCACUCAGAAUAUACAUUUAGCCUGGCUAAUGUCACUUUUAAAGAUGGAGGCCAUUAUACAUGCUUACAGUACGCCAAAUCAGUUACAACAAAGCAUUUCCAAGUGACGGUUCUAGGUUACCCUAAACUGGAGAUGACUGAGCAUGAAGACAGGACCGCAAUCAAAUGUUCAGCAGAGGCAAACUAUCCUCCCCCCAGAAUAUCUUGGCUAUUUGAAAGUGGAUUACAGCUUGAUGCUCCCCAUGCCCAGUACCAGUGUGAUGGAAUUACCAACAAAUUCCUGACAAAUAAAAAAUGUUUGUCAGUUGACAUUCUCCGAGUCAAAUCUCACAAGAGGAGGGUGACUGUGAAAUGUAUUGUUCACCACAAAGCCUUGUACAACUCCCAUCUGAUGAAUUUCAUAUCUAUUGGAAAAGAUACUACAGAAGAAGAAUUCUCAACUACAACAGUAGGAUAUUGGUCCAGUACAGCUGAUACAACAGAACAAGCAACACAAUCAACCACAGACCCUCACUCAGGAAAUAACAAUAACAUCACAGCAACUGUGACCACUGUAUCAGCAUUAACAAACACCAGCAGCAAUCCCAGUUCUGAAGAUGGUCAGACCAAAUGGGACCAGCAAGAUAAUGAGAGACAGAGUGCCCCACUGCUAAUUUUCCUUGUGACUUGUCUGAUCCUUGGCCUCCUGGUGGUGGUCAUUUUCUUCCUGAUCAAGCUGAGAAGAGCUCAUGUGAUCUGGAAGAUAGAAAAUGAAAAUUCUGAACAGUCAUUGGAGAGCAGUAGAUCAAAAUCAAGCAAUGAAGAAAAGCUCUCUCAAGAAAGGAAGCUUCAGAUUAGCGUUAUUAAUCCAGGAUAUCGGAAUACCAAUUUCACAAGAUACAUAGCUGAGGAACCUCCUGCCGAGGAUGCAACUAAUGCUCAAAGUGAAGAGACUGCCCAAAUUCAGAGGGACAACCCAAACCCCUGUGUAGUGACCACAAGCCAUCAGAUAAAGGAGACAGAACUAUAGGGGCUACCAUCAAACACUACAAGGGUGUGAUUGGCAGGUUUUACUGUACUUUUCCACAUGGAUUGUGUAAGUUAGCAGAUUUGUGCUGGACUUUACCAAGCUGCUAUCAUCUGGCAUUUCAAAAUCUUUUCCCUGCAAUUGAAUGAUGACUCCUGCCUGGAUCAACAUGGAAACCCAUGAAGACUGCUGAGAGGCUCCUACAGGAAUAAAAGCAAUAAUAGGGUCCUCAGGUCAAUCAGGCCAAUGAUUCUUUAAUGCAGACAAGUUUGUUUUGCACUGUGAAUGUAUUUUAUAGCAACUAUUUAUUUAUUUUACUGUUAUUGCUGGUUUAAUAAAUGCAUUUUAUAUUUUAGAAAAAAUGUAGAAUGAGUUCCUUGUAUGCAUAUACAUAAAUGAGUUUGCAUGUGUGAAUGUCCAAUAAGGACAUAAUGUUUUACCCAAUUUCUUCACACCUGAAUUGAGAAUAUGGCCAAUAUGAAUGAAUGGUGGCAGACUGUAGCUUGAAGCUAGCCCCAAUAAGCAGCUACAAAGACGUGAAUCCCUUAUAUUGCCAGGAAUUGUAUGACUUCGGUUGGUUUUAUGGCAAAAUCUCCCUUCUUGAUAGGUACCUACCACCACCUACUGUAACAAAGGUGCUCAUUGCAAGAAGUGAUUUUCCUCCCUUAAAUUUGAUCUUUUCAGUUGCUUACCCCUGUAUUACCUAACAACGAGCACAAGAGAU
This is a messenger RNA of Conger conger (European conger), 1985 nucleotides long. Its product is annotated as cytotoxic and regulatory T-cell molecule. Bases 23 to 1264 code for a protein of 413 amino acids. The transcript has 10 exons. NCBI's taxonomy places the organism in Eukaryota, Metazoa, Chordata, Actinopteri, Anguilliformes, Congridae. The record is from RefSeq and is a predicted model, not a curated record. Gene Ontology annotation, molecular function: signaling receptor binding. Gene Ontology annotation, cellular component: plasma membrane. Gene Ontology annotation, biological process: positive regulation of natural killer cell mediated cytotoxicity directed against tumor cell target; detection of tumor cell; cell recognition.